Molecule: messenger RNA, 615 nt
Organism: Rotaria sordida
Lineage: Eukaryota; Metazoa; Rotifera; Eurotatoria; Philodinida; Philodinidae
Source: the annotation of a GenBank genome assembly
AUGUUACUCAAUAAUUUGUCUUGUAUGGGGAACAAUUUGUCUUCUACGAGUGACGACUCAUCUUGUAUGGAUGAUGAUUCGUCCACAACUCUAUCAACGGCUAAAUUGACAACAAAGCAAACAAUAAUUGAAGAGAUGCAAUCGAAAAUCGAACGAAUGGAAUCAAAAAUUCAACAAAUGGUGAAAAAAUUACUUCAAUGUGAAGAAUGUUUACCAAUGUUGGAAAAGAUGAUCGUCGAUGAAGUUUUAAAUAUUGACAUAUUAGUCACUUCAAUGUUCGAAGUAGUGGAUACACUGAACGAACAAACAUUAACACGUUUAUCAACAUAUAUUGCUCAAUAUAUCACGACACACAAAUCAUUUUCUUCACUUGAAGAACAAUUAAUGAAUAUGAAUUUACAUCGACAACAAUUAAUGAAAAGAAUUUUACAUAAUAUUCAUGUUGUCGAACUAGUCGAUUUAGCAGAUGAAUUAAUAUUAUAUAUUAUGAAUAAAAUUAAUCCUCGUAUGUUAUUACUUUGUUCGAUGAUUGAUAUUGAUAAUAAUCAUUUAGAAGCACUUGGAUUUGAUAGAUGUCAUUCAAUCGGUUUAACUUUUCAUUACCAUCGAGCAUGA